AUGGCAGGACUCACUGACGAUGCUGGCAAGACGUCUGGGAAUGUACCACGUCCACUGUCCGACUUUGGAAAUGAUGAUGCAUACAAUGGACUCCGGACAAGGUGA
This is a messenger RNA of Protopolystoma xenopodis, 105 nucleotides long. NCBI's taxonomy places the organism in Eukaryota, Metazoa, Platyhelminthes, Monogenea, Polystomatidea, Polystomatidae. The record is from the annotation of a GenBank genome assembly.